This is a messenger RNA of Bipolaris maydis ATCC 48331, 543 nucleotides long. The record is from RefSeq and is a predicted model, not a curated record. Lineage: Eukaryota; Fungi; Ascomycota; Dothideomycetes; Pleosporales; Pleosporaceae.
AUGCUUACUAAUACAGAGCAAGACAAUACGAAAAGUAUAGUUAUGGAUUACUAUGACUACUACGCUCAAGCUAUUGCAAAAAAGGUCACUCCAAGACCCCUCCAACACGAAUACAAGGAUUACAAAGACCCAGGGUUCAGCAUUGGCACGAAGAAUGAUAGCAGUGAGAAAUAUGUAGGAAAUGGAUGUAUUGAUGGAUACGACGACGAGUAUUGCGACGACGAGUAUUGCGACGACGAGUAUUGCGACGACGAGUAUUGCGACGACGAGUAUUGCGACGACGAGUAUUGUGACGACGAGUAUUGCGACGAAUGCGACGACGAGUAUUGCGACGAAUGCGAAGACGAAUAUUGCGACGAAUGCCAUGAAAAAUACUGUGACGAGUGUCACAAUGGAUGUAACGACGACUGUUGUGAUAGAUGCGACAGCGAUUGCUGCAAGGAAUGUGACAAUGAUUGUGAUGGCGAGUGCUGCGAUGAAUGUUGUUAUAGGCGUAGUUGUUAUGAAUCUAGCUACGAUGAUGGUAGUUGUCAUAGUUUGUAA